Molecule: messenger RNA, 1881 nt
Organism: Ananas comosus (pineapple)
Lineage: Eukaryota; Viridiplantae; Streptophyta; Magnoliopsida; Poales; Bromeliaceae
Product: EGF domain-specific O-linked N-acetylglucosamine transferase-like
Exons: 3
Coding region: 227-1630 (467 amino acids)
Molecular function (GO): glycosyltransferase activity
Source: RefSeq, a predicted model, not a curated record
AGCACCCUUGUGGUUUAAGCUCCCCAGUGUAAAACAAGCAACUCAAGCAAAUACUCUCUCUCUCUCUCUCUAUCUCUCAAUCUAUCUAUCUAAGAUCACUCCCAAAUUAAGAGCACAUACAGUAGGGCCUAAGCAUGUUCACUGGGUCAACUACAAAAAAUGAACACUUCACUGUGUGAGCUCCACUACACCAGCUAUAAGCUUAGAGCCAUGCAUAAUUCCUUUUAUGAAAAUGGGGCAUGAAAUGAAGCUCCUGAGGUUCUUCAGCAGGAUUGAGCUGCAAAAGGUCGGUUUCGCGAUCGGCACGGGGUGUCUUCUAGUCUCAUUGAUAUAUGUUUCGGUGUUCAAGUUCGACGUAGUUUCGUUGCUGAAUUCAACAUCAUCAUCUGCUUUGAGUGCAUCCCCUUCGAAUCAUCGAGUCGAAGAUAUAGUUUGUUCUCAGCAAUUCGAUGAAAGAAGCGAAGAUUCGAUUCUCGGGAAGAAGCUGAUGUGCAAUUUCUCGAGCAGUAGAACAGAUAUAUGCGAAAUCGAAGGAGAUGUGAGAAUCCUGGGGAAAAACUCAUCCAUUUUUUUAGUCGAUUCGCGAGAAAUAUACGAUCCGUGUGGAGAUGAAACAUGGUGGAUCAAACCUUAUCCGCGCAAGUCGGAUAAAGAAGCCAUGAGGAAUGUUGGGGAAUUGACAUUGAGAUCAUUGAAUUCUCUCGAAGACGCCCCUCGAUGCACCGAUCGUCAUCACGAGCCUGCUAUCGUGUUCUCGGUUCGCGGUUACACGAAGAAUUACUUCCACGCCUUCACCGACGUGCUCGUCCCUCUCUUUGAAACUUCUUACGACUUUAACCGGGAGGUCCGGUUUCUCGUCACGGAUUUUAGGCCCAAGUGGAUGAACAGGUUCCUUCCGAUAUUCAAGAAUCUCUCGCGGUACGACGUGAUCAACCUCGAUAAGGACGACAGAGUUCUUUGCUUCCCUCGUGCCAUCGUCGGUUUGAGACGCCACGCCGACCUCAGCGUCGACCCUUCUCCGUCGCCUAAGGGCUAUUCAAUGGUCGACUUUGUGAGAUUCAUGCGGCGCGUAUAUUCGCUCAAGAGAGACUCGGUGGUCGGAACUAAAAGGCCAAGGUUGCUGAUCAUCACAAGGGAGGAGACGAGAAAAUUCGUGAACACAAAGGAUAUAGUUCACUUGGCGACGGAAAUGGGCUACGAAGUGGUGGUAUCAGAGGGUCAAGCAGAUUUGGCUCAAUUCUCGCGAGUCGUGAACUCAUGCGACGUGAUGAUGGGUGUUCACGGAGCGGGCCUAACGAACAUCGUUUUCCUCCCGACGAACGCGGUUUUGAUCCAGAUAGUCCCCUGGGGGGGACUAAACUGGGCCGCGAGGAUCUGCUUCGAAGAACCAUCAAAGGAAAUGAAGUUGAAGUACUUGGAGUAUAGUAUCAGCGAAGAGGAGAGCACUGUUAUAGGACAGUACAUGCGAAAUCACUCCGUGUUUAAAGAUCCCGGUUCGAUUCGCAAGCAAGGUUGGAAUGCUUUGAAGGAAGUGUUCCUGGAUAAGCAAGAUGUGAAUUUGGAUCUGAGGAGGUUUAAGCCUGUUUUAGAGAGAGCUCUUGAGCUUGUCCAUACACAUAGUAGAGAGUAACUUCACUAUAUAGGUAUGUUUUGUUUAUAUAUAUAUAUAGAGUCUAAUGCAAAUUUUUUUCUCUAUAUAUAUAUACAAAGUAUUCAUUUGUUGCCCAUGAGGGUGAAAAGAAACAUCUCAAUUGUGUAGUGCACAAUUCAUAGAAACACAUUAAUUUGUUGUAGUAAAGCAAAAAGGUGAAGUUCUCAAAGAACUGUAAUUUGAUGUAAAACUUAGAUGAGAACAAUUUUUUUGAUCAUUAGUUACAUUAA